Molecule: messenger RNA, 2628 nt
Organism: Alternaria atra
Lineage: Eukaryota; Fungi; Ascomycota; Dothideomycetes; Pleosporales; Pleosporaceae
Exons: 3
Coding region: 1-2628 (875 amino acids)
Biological process (GO): protein deubiquitination
Cellular component (GO): cytosol; nucleus
Molecular function (GO): cysteine-type deubiquitinase activity; cysteine-type endopeptidase activity
Source: RefSeq, a predicted model, not a curated record
AUGAACGGCAUGUCGCGGUUCCUCAGCCGGCGCGACAAACAUCAUGAAAAGCGCGCGUCCAAGCACGCCAGUACCAAAGUACGCCUGAGCUCUUUCGCCUCCGUCAACUCUCUCAGUCCUCUGCUGUGUUCUGCCGUCGCUACGGUGCCCCAAGACCCUCCCAGCUGCCAACAGCGGUUGUCUGCAGGCAUCGAGACGCUGUAUCAUAAACUCCCAUUUGUAUUGCGAACGUCGGUAGAGGACAGUCUUCUAUUUCUACACCAAAAGCUGCCGUGUUGCGCUUCUUCUCUUACCCCUAGCGUCGACCAAACCUCAACAUCGCAUUCUUCUGACUAUGUACUUCUGCAGUCUAAAUCCUCCAAUGCUUCACCCGAUCUCUACAAGAUAUUCACAAGCGAAGGUCCAAGACCGCCAGCGAACAAUGAGGCCGAGAAGAAGGUCAAGAUGCUCCUUUCGCGCUUACAAGGCGUUGGUAUAACGAGCAUGGGAGAGGAACAGGCCGAACAUGCUCUCGCCUGGCAUCCCAACGACAUCGACAAAGCCUACGAACUUCUAGUGCUUGCCAACGAGUCACUCGAAGGUGAACUGAAGGAUUACAGUCCAGAUGUAACCAUGUUGGGUGCCAUAAACCGGAACAUGGUGACAUGUUACCUCGACGCAUUGUUGUUCGCCAUGUUCGCUCGUCUCGAUAGCUUUGAAGCUAUGUUAUACGACAACUUUGAAGAUGAGCCAAGGAAGAAGUUGGCGGCUGUCUUGCGCCUAUGGGUCAACCUCCUGAGAAGUGGCCAGCUCAUCAAGGUCGAUUUGACGAAGCAUCUUCAAGACUCCCUCGCUAAGUGCGGAUGGGAGGACGCUGCACAGGUUCGCCAACAAGACGCUUCGGAAGCUUUCACUUUCAUUACUGGUGCGCUCGAGCUGCCGCUACUCACCCUCAAGAUGGACAUCUACCACACUGGACGUGAAGACAAAGAGGAUGACCACAAGUUUGUCAACGAGCGGCUACUCGAAGUCGCCAUACCAGAACAAGAGGGCGAUCAUGUUGUUACAUUGGAAGAUUGCCUGGAAACCUACUUUAACAACAGAAUCGAGGUCAAGCGCUACCUGCAACGACAGAAUACGAUAGCUUCGAUGAAGUCCACAGACGACGAAUUCGUAGACAAGGACCCCGAGAAGAAUGAGACCAUCCAUAUUGAGACCAUGGAGAUGGAAGGCUCAAUGACCCCCAUCGUCUCGACGCCAAUGACUUUCGAGCCCACCACACCAGUGACUCCAGUGCGGCCCCAUCUAGAGGGUCGCCGCCGUGCUGAUAGUAUCUUCAGCCAGCGAUAUACACGCCAGUCACAAGAUACGAGCAAGUUUGACGAAAAGAAGCAUGUGGAAGACAUGCUGGACAACAGCUCUGGUGGCCGACCACGAUCAGCUUCUCUGCUUAAGAAGGAGAUUCUAAUGCCAGCUUGGCAGUUCUUCAGUCUCAUACCCUGGUAUACUGAUAAUGUUCCAAAGACGGACGCUCAGGUUGCUGCACACUUCUCAGUUAAGCGUCCGGUGCUCGGCAUAUGCCUGAAAAGAUACACGAUGACGCCGAAUGGCGCUCCGAAACGCCUCAACACCUACAUCGACAUCCCGCUCGACAUUGGGUUGCCUCACUUCAUCUCCGAUGAGAGGAUGAAAGAGGAGGGUCCACUGUUUGGCAAUUUCAAGCUCGUUCUCCAGUCUGUCGUAUGCCAUCGAGGUGUGUCGGUCGAUUCUGGGCAUUAUAUCGCGCUUGUCCGUGCCAACGCUCGCGAACGUCCAGGCACCGCGCAAUCGGAUUCUGAGCAAGAGCAGGAAAAGUGGAUACGCUUUGAUGAUCUUUCAUCUCAACGAGUGACUGAAGUCGACAUCAAGACAGCUUUGCGAGAAGAGUCACCAUAUCUGCUCUUCUACCAGGUACAACCCAUUGACGAAGAACUUGCUUCCCGAGGAGAUCCUCCAACCUAUGCAGAAGCGCAGUCCCGAGUUCCUUCGGUAGAUCCUUCACAAGAAACGCUGUCUUCCCCGCCUUCUACGACAGCAACAGAUGCCGAAGCUGGUGGAAACAGUGAAAAUGUCAACACGACAGAUACGCGUACCGAAUCCAAUUCCACAGAUGAACCGGCUAGUCGAACUAGUAUGUCUAGCAAUCGCCGUAGCAGUACUGUGAUCGAAGACGGCGAAGGCAGCUUACGCGGCCGAACCGAACCGCUAACGCCGGAGGAUCAGAAGAGCAGCUUCUUGUCUGUGUCUCGGCGCGGCUCUCGGAUAUGGCUGUCCGGGAACAACAGAAGCCGGCCAGGUAGUCCAAGCGGCGAGACUCGUCUGUCUCUUACUCUAUCGAGGCUAACGGGACGCGGUAGCAAGGACAAGCUGGUUACGACCGAAGCUGGCACCAGCGACGAGCCUACAAUUGUGAUUGACAAAGUGAAGAGCGCAGAGAAUGAUCAGCAGGACCACUCUCCAGCCAAAGAGAAGAAAGAAUCCGGUCUCGGGCGCAGCAAGAGCAAGAAGGAGAAAAAGGAUAGACGGAGAAGUAAGAGCAGAGAGCCUGGUGCAGUUCCAGAGAAAGGCAAGCACAAGGACAGACCGGAUCGCGAAUGCCUGGUGAUGUGA